AAUAAAAGACCCUCAAGUUUCAGUCUCCCAGGCAACUCCUGCAGUCCAAAGACUCGUUCUCUAGAACUGGUUUCCAUUUCGGAUCGUGAUCUAGCGAAAGGGAGGUGUGGCUAUCAGUUUCUCCAGUGGAGGGAGGAGCUGCCACGGCACAAAAAUGCAGCAUUUCACCAGCCCUCGACUAAUAAUCGGGUAAACCACAAUUUUUGUUAAAACACUGAUGUCGAACAUGCUCCCCUGUUAGCGUGGUCCAUGCAUGAUCGGAUCUUCUCGGCCUUGAGUGGGCGAGCAAACGCGAGGAGCUCCAGCGUCGCCAAAUACGAUGGCAUCUCCGUGGUAGGAUGAGAAGUCCGGUGCCACGUUUCAGGGACGUCGAGAGGCAGGCCAGUGGCCUGGAGCCCGCACACUGUCUUCCUCCCUGUCAUGAGCGACAGAACAACAUGUGGUUCAUCAGAGAUGCCUGCGGCAUCGUUUGUGCGAUCAUCACCUGGCUUCUCGUCGUCUUUGCCGAGGUCGUUGUGUUGUUCGUCAUGCUGAUUCCUUCAAAGAGCCUUACCUACAGCCUGUUGAACGGCACCCUCUUCAACAGCCUGGCCUUCCUCGCCUUGGCGUCUCAUUUCAGAGCCAUGUGCACCGACCCGGGAGCCGUGCCAAAGGGAAACGCCACUAAGGAGUACAUCGAGAGCCUGCAGCUGAAGCCUGGCCAGGUGGUUUACAAAUGUCCCAAAUGCUGCAGUAUCAAGCCGGAUAGAGCUCACCACUGCAGUGUUUGUAAGCGCUGUAUACGGAAGAUGGAUCAUCAUUGCCCUUGGGUAAACAAUUGUGUGGGGGAAAAUAACCAGAAGUACUUUGUGCUUUUCACAAUGUACAUUUUCCUGAUCUCUCUGCAUUCCUUGGUCAUGGUGGUCUUUCAUUUUCUCUACUGCUUUGAAGAUGACUGGACAAAGUGCAGUACCUUCUCCCCUCCAGCCACUGUCAUCCUCCUCAUCCUCCUGUGCUUUGAGGGCCUCCUCUUCCUCAUCUUCACCUCUGUGAUGUUUGGCACCCAGAUCCAUUCCAUCUGCACAGAUGAGACGGGCAUAGAGCAGUUGAAAAAGGAAGAGAGAAGAUGGGCUAAAAAAACAAAAUGGAUGAACAUGAAGGCGGUAUUCGGACACCCCUUCUCGAUAGCAUGGUUUAGCCCGUUUUCCACCCCCGACCACGGGAAAGCUGACCCCUACCAGUAUGUGGUCUGAGCUCAGGAAGCUUUAAGCUAGAGACUCGAGUGCACUUGGACUGACCUUAUAAAACAGCGUCUUUUAAUUUGUUUGUAACCCCGACUUGAGCAGAGCAUUUACCAGUGAGACGAUAUCACCUUCCUCUUCUUUUUUUUCAGAGAACAAAUCAUUGCAUAUCCAAUUAUCCUUGCCUCUAUUUAUUUCAAUUAAGAACAGAAAGCCGAUCCUUUAUCAUGUCAUAAUCUCAAGCAUCUCUGCCUAGCUACACCGAAAUGAAGAUGAAUGUUGCGCAGAUAAUAGAAGCCAAUUUAUGCUAAUAUAAUCACUAUUGUAAUCCUGCCAGACUGUCCACAAUGAUAACCUACUUUCUGAAGGUGCUUUUAAAUAUUCUGUUAAUUCUCUAUACCUAGCUACAGUAUAGUACUCCAGCCCUUUCCUGGUUAACGAUCUAAGAGCACUGACAACCAUUCUCUAAAAUGGUUUAUUAUGCAGAUCAAAUUUAUUAUACAGAUUUGGGGUCGUUUAUACCAAGGACCAUAACUGUAAUGAUAACUAGAAAUCAUUCUAAUUCUAUGAAAAUAGUGAAGUCCAUACCACACCGAGGAACAAUCUCAUUGGAAUCACUCUCAGAACUAAUUGGUCCAGCUCAUGAAUUAUUGAAAACAUUGACAGCCAAUCGGAAUCCACCAGUCUUUAAAGAGAUCAA
Molecule: messenger RNA, 1920 nt
Organism: Carassius auratus (goldfish)
Lineage: Eukaryota; Metazoa; Chordata; Actinopteri; Cypriniformes; Cyprinidae
Product: palmitoyltransferase ZDHHC3-like
Exons: 7
Coding region: 339-1232 (297 amino acids)
Molecular function (GO): palmitoyltransferase activity
Source: RefSeq, a predicted model, not a curated record